This is a messenger RNA of Linum trigynum, 693 nucleotides long. Lineage: Eukaryota; Viridiplantae; Streptophyta; Magnoliopsida; Malpighiales; Linaceae. The record is from the annotation of a GenBank genome assembly.
GGCAGCAAUGACGUCAAGCGUGAGGUGGCUGGAGUGGUGUAUCACGAGAUGACGCACGUGUGGCGGUGGUUGGGUGGUGGACAAGGAGACAUUGCCCCGGGUGGAUUGAUUGAAGGGAUUGCGGAUUUCGUUAGAUUGAGAGCCGGUUUGGCCCCGCCGCCGGGUCGUUGGGUCAAACCGGGGGAGGGCGAUAAGUGGGACCAAGGCUACGACGUUACGGCUAUGUUUUUGGAUUAUUGCGACGGAUUGAAGAAGGACGGGUUCGUGGCGGAGCUUAAUAAGAAGAUGAGAGAUGGUUAUAACGUGACGUUUUUCAAGGAGUUGCUUGGGAAGAGCGUGGAUGAGCUUUGGAAGGACUACAAGGCUAAGUACGGAAAGUGAAGAAAACAAGUCGUUAUUAAUAAGGGGGCGAGGGAAUGGGUUGGAGUCUAGAUGAUGGGCUUUCAGUCUGUGUGUUCAUACAAGAACUAGACUAAUGAUUGGUCCAGGUUAUCAAUUGUGAUCAAUAUUAUAAGUUGGGAAAUGAUAUGGGACAACAAAAUCCUAUACUACGAAUCUCAUAUCUAUUCUUUUAUUUUAACCAUAUCUAACGACCCAAAAUUCAUUAAAAAACAAGGAGGAGAGAACUUGUAAUUCCGCACCUUUCUAUUUUUUACUUCGACACAAAAUUCUAAAGAAAGAGGAAAUUUUUCA